UGUCGAGCCUGAAAGCAGAGGACGAAGAGCAACAGCAGCCGACAGACAGACAAACAGACUGAGGGAGUCGCAGCUAAACAGCCUUUUUGGACCCGCGACAAACAGCCGCUUUGAUAUCUGCUUUUUCAUCGACGGCUACUAACGGUCGGUUUGAGGAUUUACGCUCAGCUCUCGGUGUUUGAUUUUGAUGAUUUUCCUCCAUUGUUGGUCGAAGUUUCCGACUGUCACGUCUUAGUUACGGACCUUUAUCGCCACUGUCCCUGGGAUUAAUCGCUUUAAUUCAAGACUGAAUAAAUCAGCACGUACCCACUUUCUGUACACGGCUGUUUUUUUGGAGUGUUUUCUCUAACGGAGCGGGAACGUGAAGGCAGAUUUUGGACGUGCCUUCGCCAUGGGGAAAUAGCGGGGAUCUCUCUGUAACCGAUCCCCGUGUGUUCAGACUUUUUCAUGAUCAUUUUUAAAAGACAAGUUUUUUUUGACCAAAACAAUGAGCAUGGACGGUUGUCCGCUGAAGGUGGUGAUUUUUUUGUGGUGUCUGCUGGUGAUUUCUGGCUCCAGCUUUGAGAUAGGCUCCUACGACCUGGAGCGAGGCAGACCAGCUAAGUGCGAGCCCAUCGUGAUCCCCAUGUGCGAGGGGAUCGGCUACAACCUGACCCGGAUGCCCAACUUCAUGGACCACGACGACCAGAAGGAGGCUGCCAUCAAGCUGCACGAGUUUGCCCCUCUGGUGGCUUAUGGCUGCGAUGUGCACCUCCGCUUCUUCCUCUGCUCCCUCUACGCCCCCAUGUGCACGGACAAGGUGUCCACCUCCAUCCCCGCCUGCAGACCAAUGUGUGAGCAGGCCAGGGAGAGAUGUGCCCCCAUCAUGAAGAAGUUCAGCUACACCUGGCCAGACUCGCUCGACUGCUCCAAGCUGCCCACCAGAAACGACCCUAACGCUCUGUGCAUGGAGGCCCCCGAGAACGAAACCAGGACGGAGGGCAAGAAAGGCGAGGGCAUGCUUCCAAUGCCCCCUCGCCCCAGGCAGUCGGACAGCAGCGGCGGGAACUCCCUGGGCAGCGUGGGCUCCUGUGAGAACACAGACAAGUUUCAGUUUGUGGAGAAGAGCCAGUCGUGUGCACCACGCUGCUCCCCUGCUAUAGACGUCUUCUGGUCCAGGCAGGACAAGGACUUUGCCUUCAUUUGGAUGACAGUGUGGUCCAUCCUCUGCUUCAUCUCCACUGCCUUUACCGUUCUGACCUUCCUCCUGGAGCCUCACCGCUUCCAGUACCCUGAGCGCCCCAUCAUCUUCCUCUCCAUGUGCUACAACGUCUACUCCGUGGCCUUCAUCAUCCGCUCGGUGUCUGGGGCGGAGAACAUCGCCUGUGACCGGGAGCAAGGCGGGCUCUACGUCAUCCAGGAAGGGCUGGAGUCGACGGGCUGCACCAUCGUCUUCCUCAUCCUCUACUACUUCGGCAUGGCCUCUUCUAUCUGGUGGGUCAUCCUCACCCUCACCUGGUUCCUCGCUGCAGGGAAGAAGUGGGGCCACGAGGCUAUCGAAGCCCACAGCAACUACUUCCACAUGGCGGCUUGGGGCAUCCCCGCUCUGAAGACCAUCAUCAUCCUCACCAUGAGGAAAGUGGCUGGAGAUGAGCUGACGGGGCUGUGCUACGUGGGGAGCAUGGACUCUGGGGCGCUCACCGGCUUCGUCCUCAUCCCUCUGUCCUGCUACCUGAUCAUCGGCACCUCCUUCAUCCUCACAGGCUUCGUGGCUCUCUUCCACAUCCGCAAAGUGAUGAAGACAGAGGGCACCAACACAGAGAAGCUGGAGAAGCUCAUGGUGAAAAUCGGCAUCUACUCCAUCCUCUACACGGUGCCGGCCACCUGCGUCAUCGUCUGCUACUUCUACGAGAGGCUAAACAUGGACUACUGGAAGCUGAGAGGGCUGCAGAUGAAGUGCGGCCUCAGCAGCGACUGCUCGCUGCAGACGUCUGUGCCCACCGUGGCUGUGUUCAUGCUGAAGAUCUUCAUGUCGCUGGUGGUCGGCAUCACCAGCGGUGUGUGGGUGUGGAGCUCUAAGACCCUGCAGACCUGGCAGGGCCUGUGCAGCAGAAAGCUGGCAGACAGGACUAGAAGCAGGAAACCCUGCAGUGGUGUCAGCUGUGGCAGCACACACUGCCACUACAAAUCUCCUGCCGUGGUUCUGCACAUGGCCAAGACUGACCUGCACUCAGACAACCCCACACAUGUCUGAGAGUGACACACACACACACACACACACACACACACACACCAAAAUGCAACCACGUACACUCAAAAACACACACAUUUACACACACAUGCCCUGAGUAAGGAGCUGCUAAGACUUUGUAAGAAGAUGAGUGGUUGAAUUGAACUGUCAGUUACUGCUCUGCUGCUGCCAAGGGACACACAGGUACUGGCGUCACUAUGAGAAACUACCUAUAAACAGUAUUCAAUACAUAAAGGGAAAUGUUUAGUAUUGUUACCCAUAUUUUUCUGUUUCAUAGUGCAGUAGACAUGCCCAGUGUUUUAAAGCAAGGCUGUCAUGGGAGGCAUCUUGGGAAAUAUUCUCCUCCUGAAUGUGGCAUGAUUCACUGUAUAAAUCUGUAUAAAUGUUUUAUUUAUUGUAAAUAUAUUUAAUUUAAAGUUCACCUCGGCUCUUAUCAGAUUUGUUGUUUAGAUGCAUUUAUUAAAGGUAAAGGGAAAUGAAGUGCCUUUUAUAAGAACCCUGGUUCUGGCCUUUAAAAGGGUAAUAAAUUUGUGGAAUUCAUGUUAAACGUC
This is a messenger RNA of Micropterus salmoides (largemouth bass), 2781 nucleotides long. It is a transcript of the gene fzd9b, whose product is annotated as frizzled class receptor 9b. Gene Ontology annotation, biological process: canonical Wnt signaling pathway; non-canonical Wnt signaling pathway. The transcript has a single exon. Bases 488 to 2233 code for a protein of 581 amino acids. Gene Ontology annotation, cellular component: plasma membrane. Gene Ontology annotation, molecular function: Wnt receptor activity; Wnt-protein binding. The record is from RefSeq and is a predicted model, not a curated record. Lineage: Eukaryota; Metazoa; Chordata; Actinopteri; Centrarchiformes; Centrarchidae.